Messenger RNA from Trichoderma atroviride IMI 206040, 2114 nucleotides. RefSeq lists its product as uncharacterized. Gene Ontology annotation, cellular component: cytoplasm. Lineage: Eukaryota; Fungi; Ascomycota; Sordariomycetes; Hypocreales; Hypocreaceae. The record is from RefSeq and is a predicted model, not a curated record. Gene Ontology annotation, molecular function: carboxy-lyase activity; pyridoxal phosphate binding. Gene Ontology annotation, biological process: carboxylic acid metabolic process.
GUCGUUUUUAGUUUCUUCAUCGAUUACUAUCACCUACUAUACUAUUGGUGGGGCAGCAACUUAUCGUCGUUUCUACCUAUAUACUAGAUACUCAUAUAAUUCCUCACGUAUAACCAACCCUUCAUAACCCCCAUCAUACUCGCAACUCCCAUCAUGGCAGACCUCUUCGACAUCCAAGCCCAAUCCGCCCGCCUCGAGCGCCAAGGCCUCCCCCCGCAAUCUCAGCAAUACAACACCCUCCCGCCUCUCAAUCUCAUCCACGCCGCCGAGGCCUCCUUGCCCAAUCCAUCUGACCCAAGCUACCUUUCCGGCCAGCCUGCCACCAAAGUUGCCUCGCACAUCACACAAGACAUUGUCCCAGCGUUAUGCGGCCAAUCUCAAUCGAGCCGCUAUUUCGGCUUCGUCACCGGCGGCGCCCUCCCCGUGGCUGAAUGGGCCGACAAUGUCGUCUCCCGCAUGGACCAAAAUGUCCAGGUCCAUUUGCCUGAGCAGUCUGUAUCCACAAUGGUCGAGAAUGCUGCUCUGGAGAUGCUGCUGGGCCUGCUUCGCCUUAAAGAAUCGGGUUGGAAAGGCCGGACCUUCACCACCGGAGCCACGGCCAGCAAUGUGCUCGGCUUGGCCUGUGGUCGAGAGGCUGUUGUCGAGAAAAAAGGUGCGUCGGUGGGUGAGCUGGGCUUGCUGGGCGCUUGCGCCAAAGCUGGAGUCUCUGACAUUCAAGUCCUUACCAGCGGGGGCCACAGUUCGCUCUCCAAGGCAGCGAGCAUAGUUGGUCUGGGGAGAGCUUCGGUCAAGGAGCUUCCUCGAAGCGCAAGCCAGCCUUGGAAGUUGGAUCUUGACGCAGUGGAGAGAGAACUGGGUCGUCCUGGGGUGGCGAGCAUUAUUGCCGUUAGCAUGGGAGAAGUGAACACGGGUGGCUAUGCCCUUGAUAAUGUCGACGAGUGGAAGAGGUUGAGAGGGCUAGCAGAUCAACAUGCUGCAUGGAUUCAUGUGGAUGGAGCCUUUGGAAUCUUCAGCCGGGCCCUGGAAGAGGACCGAGAUGAAUAUCGCCUGCUUCAUACUCGAGCUCAAGGUGUCGACAUGGCCGACAGCAUCACAGUUGAUGGCCAUAAAAUGCUCAACGUUCCAUAUGACAGCGGCAUGUUCUUCACCCGCACCCCGUCUAUCCUUCAAUCCGUCUGUGUCAACCCAAACGCCGCAUAUCUAGCCUCGGGCACAGUAGCCAGUAUCCCAUCUCCUCUCAACGUCGGCCUCGAAAACUCGAGACGCUUCCGCGCGCUGCCAGCCUACGCCGCUCUCCUCAGCCAGGGUCGCCCUGGCUAUGCCAAGCUAUGCCACAACAUGGCUCAACUAUCGCGGAAAUUGGCCAUCUUCCUGCGAGAGUCGCCGCAUUAUGAACUCCUCCCUGACGAGAGCAGUGACGUUGAGGAAGUCUUUAUAAUUGUUUUGUUCAAGGCGAAAGAUGGUAAGCUGAAUGAUGAGCUGGUUGCCAAGAUCAACGCAACGAGGCAGAUGUACGUGAGCGGUACGAGCUGGAAAGGCGAAAAGGCUGUGAGAGUCGCCGUCUCGAACUGGAUGGUCGAUAUUGAAAGAGAGUUUCGAGUCGUGUCAGCGCUUUUGAACGCUGUUGCCGAGGGCAGAGAAUUCGACAUCGAAAAAGUGUAAAUAAUGUAAAAAGAAGCCGGCCCCCAAUACGGGUAUCGUACAAGAGAAAGAAAAGGAAAAGAAAUCCAAUGCCGAUAAAAGUAGAAAUAAAUCAUCGCUCAUAGUUCGAAUGCGCUGCCCCAUGCCAUGCCAAGAAUCCAUCUUGCUUCCAUCUAUAUUCUCGCACGUCCCUUCAGUUUUCUUUCUCUCCUCUCUUAACCAAACUUCUUGGACCCUCCCUUCUGCGACAACUUCUUGCUGCCCUUCUUCCCCGGCCCAAUCAGCUCGAGAUGUCCCGCCCUCUCGCCCAGCAGCGCCUCCGUCUUGGCCACCAUGCCUGAUGUGAAUUUCUUGAGGAGCUUGUCGGCGCUGGGCUUUGACUUCUUGGGCUUGGUGACCUUUGACGCCUGGCGCUUCGAGUGGAUGGCCUUUGGCGCGGCGGCCUUGUUGGACUUUUUGAUUGAUCCUUGCGC